Messenger RNA from Hemisphaericaspora subhashii, 1068 nucleotides. RefSeq lists its product as uncharacterized. The record is from RefSeq and is a predicted model, not a curated record. NCBI's taxonomy places the organism in Eukaryota, Fungi, Ascomycota, Pichiomycetes, Serinales, Debaryomycetaceae. The transcript is spliced from 3 exons. The coding region runs from base 1 to 1068 and encodes 355 amino acids.
AUGAAGUAUUUAAGUAUUAUGGGUGGUCCACCAAUUACAUUUGGGAAAGAAUUCCGGGAAAAAUAUUUCACAUUGCUUGAUUCUAUAUCUAUUCCUGUAAAUCAUGGGUCUUUGGGUAUGGUCCCCACUCCAGUCUAUGAGAAGUAUAUUCAAGCAAUCGCAGAUCAAUUUGGAAUUCAAUAUGCAGAAAUCCCAUUGAAUUGCCCUAUGACUGAUAGUGAAAUAUUAGAGAAAUUUGAAGAGAUCUUUAAGAAACAAUCACCUAAGAUAUGCAUGUUUGAUACAAUUUCUACCAUGCCCGGAGUUAUUCUCCCAUUCAAACAAUUGAUUGAAUUAUGUAAGAAAUAUAACGUGCUUUCGUUGGUCGAUGGUGCUCAUGGUGUUGGUUGCAUUACUCAGGAUUUAUCAGAAAUGGAUCCAGAUUUUUAUGUCAGUACUUUACAUAAAUGGUAUUUUGUUCCAUUCGGAUGUGCUGUAAUGUAUGUCGCACCCAAACACCAUAACUAUAUUCAUACUUUUCCUAUCAGUCAUUCCUAUAUAUCUGAAGAAACUGUACUUUCUAAAGAAGAUCAGCUCAAUCAAUUAGUGGAUAGCUUUUUCUUUAUCGGAACUAAGAGUUUUGGCCCAAUUGCAGUAAUUCCUGAUGCCAUUAAAUUCCGGGAAACUGAAUGCGGAGGAGAACGGGCAAUUUUCGACUAUUGUCAUAGCUUGGCAAAACGGGUUGCCGAAAGGAUUUCAUCGAAAUGGGGUACUUCGUAUUUAAAACAGGCGGACGGACCAACGUUAAUCAACACUUUGGUAAAUAUUGAAGUCCCUACACAAUACAUAGGACUUGAUGUAUCUGCUUUGAAGAAAAAUUGGAGUAAAUUUCUUAAAGUUGUUCAUACCAAAAUGGUAGAUGAAUACAAUGCAUAUACUCCAAGUAUUAAUAACGGGAAAUUAUAUGCUCGUUACUCGUGUCAAAUUUAUAAUGAGAUUAGUGAUUAUGAGAUUGCUUCCGAAUGUUUGAUUAAGGUCUUGAAAGAAUUUGUUGAAUUGGAACCAGAAUUGAAAAUUGUGAAAAGCUGA